This is a messenger RNA of Cylicostephanus goldi, 588 nucleotides long. Lineage: Eukaryota; Metazoa; Nematoda; Chromadorea; Rhabditida; Strongylidae. The record is from the annotation of a GenBank genome assembly.
UCUGUGAUCGAAUCCAAAUACGUUUGGUAUUCCGAGGAAGAAGACCUCACAAAGAAAUUUUGCGUGCAAGAGGGUUACCAAAAAGUCGUGCCAGUCGACGACCCUAACACGGAAUGCUGUGCCUGUGAUCAGGCAAAAUACGAAAUGGAAUUUAUAGGAAUAUGGAGCAAAGAAACGCAUCCAAAAGAUUAUCCAACGCUGGAGCAUCUUACACAUUUCACGGAUAUGUUGGGCGCCUCCCAUUCCAAAAAUUAUUCCCUUUGGAAAAUUGGAGAAGUUUCCACAGAUGGAAUGAAAGAAAUUGCUGAAUGGGGAAAUACAUUUAAAGCUGAGGCUGAGGCAAAGGAAAAGGCAGCAGAAGUGCGUACACUGAUGAAGGUCAAAGGACUUUGGUACCCGGAAGUUCAGAGCAGAACAAAAGCAAAUUUCGUCGUAAACAACCUCACUAGCGACCAUUCCCCAAAUUCUCCGCAAGAGCCGCGAGUUCCCAUCAAAUGGAUUACCACCAAAGACGACCCGCUUUCUCCGUUCUACUCUACCGAAACUGAUGUUAUCCCACCAAUAGCAAAGUUGAUUUUGAGGAGGACA